GGACGGAGGGGAGCCCCCUCGGCCGCCCUCAGCCCCACUCGCUACCUGUUGGAGAAGCGGCGUCGGAGCUGGGACCGGAGGGGGGGUCGGCGUGGCCUUGGCCUCUGGAGCUGCCGGCGCCCGGCUCUUUCCGCUCCUGAUUCCCCCUCGCGGUCGCAGCCCACCCUCCCGUGAGCGGGGAUGACCCUGUCCGGCAGCCUGAGCGCGAGCGACAUGUCCGGCCAGACGGUGCUGGCGGCCGAAGAUGUGGACAUCGACGUGGUGGGCGAAGGUGACGAGGGCCCGGAGGAGCGCGAGGGCGGCGGCGAGGCCGAGGGCGGCGGGGGCAGCCCAGCAUCGGGGCUGCCGGCCCAGCUGGCCCUGGACGAGGCGGCCGAGCUGCUGCUGGCCAAGGAGGCGUCAGCGGGCGAGGCGAGCUCGGGCAGCGGCAGCCCCGUCGAGGGUGAGAAGGCGGCCGAGGAAGGGGGCCCCGCGGCUACGGGGGCGGCUGCCGGGUCGGGGGGAGGCGGCGCCGGCAAGCCCAAGAACAGCCUGGUGAAGCCGCCCUACUCGUACAUCGCGCUGAUCACCAUGGCCAUCCUGCAGAGCCCGCAGAAGAAGCUGACGCUGAGCGGCAUCUGCGAGUUCAUCAGCAACCGCUUCCCCUACUACCGGGAGAAGUUCCCCGCCUGGCAGAACUCCAUCCGCCACAACCUCUCUCUCAACGACUGCUUCGUCAAGAUCCCCCGGGAGCCGGGCAACCCGGGCAAGGGCAACUACUGGACCCUGGACCCGCAGUCCGAGGACAUGUUCGACAACGGCUCCUUCCUGCGCCGCAGGAAGCGCUUCAAGCGGCACCAGCAGGAGCAGCUCCGCGAGCAGACGGCGCUCAUGAUGCACAGCUUCGGCGCCUACAGCCUGGCCGCCGCCGCCGCCGCCUCCGCCUCCUCGCCCGGGCCCUACGGGCGCGCCUACGGCCUCCCGCCCGGCGCCUACCCGCAUCCGGCCGCCCUCCAGUACCCCUACAUCCCGCCCGUCGGGCCCAUGCUGCCGCCCACCGUGCCCCUCCUGCCCUCCAGCGAGCUCAGCCGCAAAGCCUUCAACGCCCAGCUCAGCCCCAGCCUCCAGCUCCAACUCAGCAGCCUCAGCGCCGCCGCCGCCGCCGCUGCAGCCGCAGCCGCCGCCUCGGUCGGGGUCGGGGCCGCCGUCAAGGCCGAGCCCCCCAGCCGGCCCUCCUUCAGCAUCGAGAACAUCAUCGGCUGCGUGGGCGGCGGAGGCGGCGCGGCGGGCGGAGGGGGCGGCGGGGGGCCGGGGGGCGGCGCGGGGGGUCCCGGCGUGGCCCAGACCUUCCUCCGCCCGCCCGUCACCGUCCAGUCCGGCCUGCUGGCCCACCAGCCCCUCUCGCUGGCUCGCACCACGGCGGCCAUCACGCCCAUCCUCAGCGUGCCCACGAACAUGAUCUCGGGACAGUUCCUGCCGCCCGCCGCUCCGCCGGUCCAGGCCAAGUGGCCGGCGCAAUAGGGGGCCGCGCGCUGGGCCCGGGCCCCACAACCAGAAGGACCACGCGGGGGCUCCCCGCACCCCCCACCCCAGCGGCGCUGCCCGGGCCCGGCGCCAGGCACUCUGAGGCGCGCCCAGGCGGUCAGGACAGCAGGUAAACCUCGUGCGCCACCCAGGGCGACCGCUUUGUACAUAUUCGUGUGGGGAGGGGGCAGAAAGAAAACGAACACGAGGGACUGUCCUUGGCGGUUUUUAUUUUUCUAAAAACAGACCAGAUCUGGAAGCGAAGGGGGUGGCAUCAUUUUGAGAGAGGCUCCCGCAGAGACCGCGAGGGACCAGGAGCCCCGAACUUUCACUUUUGCUGAAGGUUCUUAUUCGUCUUGGUCGUUUUCUCCGACAGGAAUCCAAACACACCUGAACGGAAAGGGAAGGCUUUCUUCUUCUUCUUCUUCUUCUUCUUUUAACAAAAGGCGGCAAAAGAAUUGAACGGGGGGAAAUUACCGGGAAACACCGAGGGGGAAAUGGUCCCUGUCAGCCCAUUAUAGAAGUCUGUUUAUAUAUGAAUGAAGAUAUGUAUUCUUAAUGUUACUCCUUCGUGUUGUACACAGCUUUGUAAAUAAAUUUUUCAAACGGUG
Messenger RNA from Sphaerodactylus townsendi, 2114 nucleotides. It is a transcript of the gene FOXD3, whose product is annotated as forkhead box D3. The record is from RefSeq and is a predicted model, not a curated record. The coding region runs from base 181 to 1500 and encodes 439 amino acids. Gene Ontology annotation, biological process: regulation of transcription by RNA polymerase II; cell differentiation; anatomical structure morphogenesis. Gene Ontology annotation, molecular function: RNA polymerase II cis-regulatory region sequence-specific DNA binding; DNA-binding transcription factor activity, RNA polymerase II-specific. Lineage: Eukaryota; Metazoa; Chordata; Lepidosauria; Squamata; Sphaerodactylidae. The transcript has a single exon.